UUGUAGUUAAAAUUAGCUCUGUUGCGGCCGUUGCUCUGCAAGCCCGCUCGCACUUGGCUGUGUGGGAGAAUAACGUUGGUGUUUUUGUUGAAGACUUUGUGGAAGUGCGGACGCUCCGGGCUGUUCGAUUGAGUUGGCGGUCGCGGGGACAUCGCUGGGGCUGGCUGGAUCGCCGACACGGGAAGAUGUAAUUGGUGCUGAAGCUGCAUUGCUUACCAUUCUGCAGCCUGUAGGCUGCGCCCCCGCGCGCCCGGCCCGGCCCGCGCGUGCCCAGGGCUCCCAGGACGUCCAGGCGGGCCACCCUUCUGCCGCCAUGCCUCGGCCGCGACCUGCCACGCGAACCCCGAUACCAUCCCCCACUGGCCAUGGUCAAGAUGGUCUUAGGAUGUCCUACUGAGUUUGCGGACAGACAGGCUUUGUUAAGGAACACAUUUGGUUCCUUGGGAUAAUAUUGUAGCUGUGUGUGCCGCUCCUGAGCAUGGCCAAACUGGAAAUUCCGAGCAUAGUUGUCCAUAGUGGAUCACCAAGUGUACCUGGCGUAAGCAUGGAACGUACCGCUAGACAGACACCUCAAUUGCGCAAACAGAAAUCAUCUAUUGAUGAUGGAGAGGCAAUAGCAGGCGGCUGCAUUCAUCACCACCAUUCAAAGUCUGAUUCCGGUGGUCCAGGUCCCACAAACAGCACUUCGAGUUGUAGCAACAUCAGUCAGACCAAAGCGGAUGUUUCAUCAGGGGGUGGAGCUAGUUGUAAACCAGGCAGUCCUGGAGGGACAAAUUCAAGAAGUGAAGAUGUUGAUAAAGCUGUCAAUGGCCCUCAACCUCAGCUUUCUCGAUCUAGAUCAAAUGCUAAAAUGAAAAUGCUGACGAGAAGUCAUGCAAUGCGAGAAGCAACAAGCCCGCCUCCUGAUCCUGCAGCAAUGGCUCAAAUGUCUUCAUCAGCCUCAAGUACAGCCGCCACACAGGUGGCGUCAACGACCAGCAACCAACAAUCUACCCCUGCAUCAGUAGUCAAUACCACCAAUGGCAAAAGUAAUGGCCAGGCAAGUAAAGCUAACAACAACAACAACAACCACCAUAGUGGCAGUAACCAUCACCACCACACAAGCAAUAACAACAAUUUCAAAAACAAAAAUGGCAACAACAAAAUUAGCAAGGAUCAGAAUAUUUCUUCAAAUAGACCUAGUAAUCAUCGAGCUCCACAGAACAAGAACUAUAUUUACAUAAGCUCCCCACAAGAAGCUUGGGGUGGUCUGUUAAGUCAGGACUAUAGCACUACCUUACAGUGUCAAGAUGCAGCCAAAGCAGAUUUACUUGGUUUUAUUGCCGCUCAAAUGACUACCAAGAAUCGACCCCUUCUCCUAAGAGUGGAGGAAGAACUUAAACAACUUGUUCAAGAUCAAAGGCCUAUAUUCUUCAGAUUUCCUCAAAUGACUUCAUUUCAUCGAAUGCUCGUCCAUAGGGCAGCCACAUACUUUCAAAUGGACCACAACUUGGAUGCAUCUGGAACCUGUGUUAUUGUGAAUCGCAAUAAAAGCACCAGAAUGCCUGAGAGGACCUUUUUUCAAGUCAUGAAAGACAUGAAGGGUCUCAGUGCCAGAGCAUAUUCAAGUGAAGAGCCUCGCAAGUCCAUUCUGAAACGGGACUAUGCUUCAUUCGAGGACAAUCAAUUUAAGUCAGAUGAAAAACAGCUGAGUUUGGAAUCGCGUCGCAGUAAGAGUUUUGAAGAAAGGGAGGAGGAAUAUGAAAGGGCAAGGAGACGCAUCUUUAGCCGGGAUGACAGUACGGAAAGCUGCCAAAGAAGUGAGUCCAAUCAAGACAGCAUGGAAGACGUCCGUUGGAGUGAGUGUGCGACGUGGCCAUGUGAUGAGCCUGAGCCUCCAGGCAGAUAUCUACGACCUAAUGAUCGGCCUGGUCGUCUGAUGAAAACAGAAUCUUAUGAGAGCAGAGACACCUCGAGAUCUAAUUCGUCAAGAUCUGCUGUAUCAAAGUCCUACAGUUUUGGUGGGUACACUGGAAAUGGUUCAUCAAAUGGUCGGCUAGGCCCCAGCCCUAGUCAUGGACAAAGUUUCGCUGCAUUACCCAGAGGCGACAGCAAUGCAUCUUCACUCAGUGCAGGGUCCCGCGUGUUGGCCAAGCAAGAUUCUGGGAGCAGUGUAUCAUCUAGAUUGAGUCCUUCAAGCUCUGGUUACAAAUCUCAGUCACAACAGUCGGAUGCAACACUCUCUGCAACACCUUCUCCUACAGCGACUCCGCUUUCACUUUUGCCUAUGUCGAGCCAAGGAAGUCAAGAUACCCUUUCUCCAGAGCCGCCUGUGAUUUGGCCCAUGACCUCCAUGGGCAAUAUUCCCCCUGGGAGUGUACUCAUCAAUCCAGCGACUGGUCAACCCAUAUGUAAUGCGGAUGGGUCAGUUUAUCGAUAUGACCCUGAGAAUCCACUGACUCUUCAUGUUCCAGCGGAGGGCACUGCAAAGUCACCGCCAACCAGCCAGUCUGGUAGGCUAAGUGAUGACUGUGCUAAAAGUAAUACUCCUGAACAAGAGACCAGUUGGGCCAACCAGUCAUCACAAUCUCCCAAAGUGACACAGACAUCAAACACACCCUCUCCAAAGUUAGAAGCAAGCAAGCCAGGGUUCCAGCAGCCGCCGCACAAACCAGCAUCACAGUUUGACAAGCCCCAAACAGACAAGGCGGCCAGCGCGAGCGACCAGUCCAAGACGAGCCAAAACCAGCAGGAGAAGCGCAGUUACUACAACAACAACCAGGCGCGCGAACGAGAGGACCACCGCGGCAACCAGGGCAGCAAGGGCGAGAGCACCAGCACGAGUACGACCACCUCGUCGACGUCAUCGUCGUCGUCCUCCAGCCUGAGCGUGCCAGAGCGCUCCGUCACCAACACGGCCACGUCCCCCAUGCUGGUGGCCGCCUCCAGCACCGCCUCCAACGCCGCCCCCAGCCCGCAGCGGCCCCUGCCGCUGCCCCUGCCCCUCGUCGUGGGUGUGCCGCCCCCGCCGCAGCCGCAGGCCGGCACCUACCCGCUGCCCAUGGUGGCGUAUCCGGUGCAGCCGGUGCAGCCGCCCCACUACCCCAACGGCAGCUACACCUACGCCGCCGCGCCGCCCGGGGAUGGCCAGGCGUACUACGGCGGCGCCGUGCCCGGCGUGCCCGGCGUGCCGUACGUGGGCGGGUGCGGGUACGCGCUGGACCCCGCCACGGGGUCGUACGUGGCGCAGCCCCAGCAGGCACAGCAGCCCCCGCCGCCCGCGGGACAGCCGCCCCCCGUGGGGCCGGCCCCGCCACCCUGCUGCUUGCCGGGGUACCCGUGCAUGUACGCCGCCCCCACAGCAGGCCCGCCGCCCCCCGGCCCCCACAGCGGCUACGACCACCGUGGCUCGGAUGUGACCGGCCAAGCGGUGAACGAGGUGACGGGCUACAUGAUAGGCAUGUCCUUGAACGGGAACCCAGGCGGGCCCGUGGUUGACCAGCGGGCCGGUGGUGAUGCAGGCCCUGGCUCUGCACGCAAUGAUGGGCAAAGCCCUCUCCAAGGACCUGGGCCUGGAGGCCCCCCCACACCCCACAUCAUGGUGGCUGGCAACGGCUCAUACUACUGGGGACCUCAGAUUUCUAGUCAGAACCAGGGUUACCCACCCACUGUCAUGUAUUAUUACCCUCCUAACAACGUGACGAGUCCACAGAAUCCCACUGGAGUGGCAGCUGGGUCUGCACCUGCUUCGGGCAGCAAUAGUAAUUCCAAUUACAACAGAGGCACAAGCCCACAGACUAAUUCUAGAGAAAACAGUAAUAAUAAGAACAGCUCAAAUUCAACUGGCUCUACUUCAUCAAGUUCACCUGGAAAUAACAAUCGCAACAGCUACAGUCGUAACGUGGCUGCAAGCUAUGCAAAAGGUGCAGCUAUCUUCCAGCCUCCAGCAUACUCAAUGCCAAACAUGGGUGUGGCUCCACAAACUCAAGAUCGAACUGUGAUUAAUGGAUAUCCAAAUGACUGUGUAGGAGUCGCCCCUCCACAGCAGCAAGUUGUCUACACUGUAUCUUCCAUGCAUACCAGCACCGUGCCAACGCAGUCUUAUCAACCGUCUGUAUACUCUAAUGCCAAUGUAGCUAUGAGUGGCAGUGGCGCACCGCCAGGAGCUUUAGCAUAUUACCAAGGGGCUGGGGAUGGUCCUUCGCAGGCGCCAGGCCAGCCGCAAGGACAACCCCUGGUGCCAAUGAACCCCUAUGCUGGUCCUCAAGGUUACAUGCCUGCACCAGGCACUCCCCCUAUCACUCAAACCUCCUAUGGCGUCCAUCCAUAUGUAUAUGGCAUGUAUUCACAAACUGCUAAUGGGCCUGGUGGUCCGACAUCGCCUGCCACUUACCCUAAUGUUGCACCGCACCAGUCACCUAUGAUCCAAAGAAUGAUGCGUCCCAAUUUGGUAAAUUAUUUUUUAAAAUUCUCUUGUUUGAUUAAAUUUUUUCAUAUUUAUAUGAAACUUAUUUGAUUUGAUUAUGUCUUACAGUCUAGCCCUCCUCCGAGAACUGCCGGACCCAAAGGCUUUCCUCGAGGACAAAGUCCAGGGACUCGAAAGGACCAUGGUGGAUCAGGGGAUAAUAUUCGCUUUUCUCAGCCAUAUUCAAUGCCUAUGUACAAUUUAGCCGCCUCAAGAUACAUGUCGACAGGUGACAUGAGGUAUAUGGCAGGGCGCCUUCCAUUUUCCAUACCUACCAAUUCCUAUCAUCGAGCUAUUCGUCCCUUCCAAACUUCUUACUACCCUCGACCACACAGCCAACCCUCAGGGGAGGCCCUAGGUUUAACUCGGCCACCUAGAGUGCGGAAGCCAACCCCACAAGCAAGAAGCCCUGCUCGAGGUCCUUUUGUUGGAAGGGAUUUCAAUGCUUACUCAAAGCCUCCAGCGGUGAUGAGGACCUCCUGAUGCUGCGAAGAUCUGGAUUGCGAGCUCUUCCAGUCCUGUACGGCCUACCCUGAACCGUCUGAUCGAAUCUCCGAUGAAAAACAUGAUAUUAAGGCAUACCAGGACAAUGGAAAUCAAUUGGUACUUGGUGCCCAUCAAGAGAAUCUUUCAGAAAGUGCUCAGUGUUCUCCAAAGACUGCUAGUUUGUUCAACUGCCAGGUGGCAGAAAGUGAAAAUCCCACUAGUCUCUCUGGAGAAAAGAACAAUUUGCUUUCUCCCAGAAGUGAUAUAAGUGAAAUUUCAAAUAU
Thrips palmi is the source of this 5214-nucleotide messenger RNA. RefSeq names its product trithorax group protein osa-like. Gene Ontology annotation, molecular function: nucleic acid binding. The transcript has 24 exons. NCBI's taxonomy places the organism in Eukaryota, Metazoa, Arthropoda, Insecta, Thysanoptera, Thripidae. The record is from RefSeq and is a predicted model, not a curated record.